AUGAUGGCGGUUACAAUUAUCUCUGAGAAAGAGCUUCAAAGACACAUGAGACUGAUUGCCAGUGACUACAAGAUGAAAUAUGAAGUCAAAAGUCAGUUAAGCCGACAGCAGAAUUGGCUAAUAUUCGACCACGGAAGCAAAGGUGCGCUUUGUGCUCAAGACGCUUCUCCAUUUUCACACAUUCGUAUCGGUGUGCUAAAUGUGCUCGAAAAACAUGUCGAAACUGCCUCAGUAAUGCUUCAUGCGCAUUUUGCGACCUUCAGAGCGUAUUCACAACACACUGCCGCUUUUCCGUAUGUUUGGCACUAUCACUUACUGCAGCACGAGUGGUACACAAGAGCGAUGCUGGAAAUGCAUAUUAUCUGGUACUUGAAGUCUGAACUUGACAACGCAAACAUUGGUUUCACCAUCAAAUGUAAUGCAAAAUUUCUUAUUAUCAAGCCUUUUGAAAACACUAUUUCAAAGUAUCAGACAAAAUUUUCAUCCCCGAUAUUUAAAGCAUGUUCUUUGGAAAUGGCAAAACGUAAUUUUAUCUCAGCUCUGGACCGAUUCGAUGAAUCAACACCAUUUAAACAAAUUGACGAUGCGUUAUUACGGCUAAAGAGCAGAUCCCGAGAGGAAAAAUCACACCGGCUGACGUCAUCGUGCCCGCUAUUGCAAAAGCCGAUAGCAUGCUACAAGAAUCUGCUACCUUUGGAAAAUGGAACGAAAUAUCGAAACACCGAAUUCGUAGUUUCUAUGAGCGCAAAAUUGGUUGAGGCCAAAAGUGGAGACUUGAUCAACAUAAUAUGCACUGUAAGCUCAGAACAUGAAGAUUUCGCUGUUAAAUGGUUCCAUAAUGACGAAGAACUGCCUAACAAAGGAAGGUUUCGUACAUUUCGAGUGGGAUUUUCUCAAUGCCUCGAAAUAUUCGACUGCAACACUUCAGACCAGGGUAGAAUUACGUGCACUGCCAUUAACGACUUCGUAAGAGCCUCCGAUACUGUUUUGCUGAAAAUUCACGAAAAUGACGUAGCCGGAGAAGAACCCCGUUUUACUGGACGACUAAAGGCACAAGAAAUCCAAGGAAAAUUAGUUCUGCAGUGUACAGUAACUGGCUAUCCCACCCCUUACAUAACAUUUUACAGGAAAGGAACUUGCAUCCAUCCAGAUCACCGAAACUUUAUUAAACGAAGCAACUCGAAAUGGACUUUAAAACGCAAGAACUGCAAUGUCGACGACGAAGGUCCAUACACCGUUGUUGCUCAGAACAGAAUUGGACAAGCAUACUCGCAGUGUCAAGUAAUUUUGCCCCAAAAAGACCCGAAAUCUUACAUUGCCGACGUCUGA
This is a messenger RNA of Enterobius vermicularis (human pinworm), 1329 nucleotides long. The record is from the annotation of a GenBank genome assembly. NCBI's taxonomy places the organism in Eukaryota, Metazoa, Nematoda, Chromadorea, Rhabditida, Oxyuridae.